Molecule: messenger RNA, 1200 nt
Organism: Cuscuta campestris
Lineage: Eukaryota; Viridiplantae; Streptophyta; Magnoliopsida; Solanales; Convolvulaceae
Source: the annotation of a GenBank genome assembly
AAUGAGUCAAGAAUCGACCCACGGUCAGUACGUUCCAGAGCCAGAGCACGUGAGCGUGCACACGGUGAACACCGAGGGUUCGAGUUUCACGCCUCCGGGUGACGGAGGGCAACAGCAGAAUCAACCUGCGCCAGCGGGACAGCCACCAGCUGUACCACCGCCAGUCGUACCACCUCCAGUGAUGUCACCGUUGGUGAUGCCGCAGGUGGCCUACGAGCAGAUGUUCCCGGCCAUGAUGGCCCAUUAUAUGCAGCACAUGGCGCAGCUUAUGCCCAUGUUCCAGCCACCGCCACCACCACAGCCGCAGCCGCGCAUCAUUACCUUCAAGACAUUGAAGGAUAACGGAGCGGAAGAGUUCCGAGGAGACAAUAUGGGGGAGCCCCAGAUUGCAUUGGAUUGGCUUGAGCAGAUGGACCGGGUACUCAAGAUUUUGAGAGUCCCAGAUGCUGAUCGCUCGGAGUUGGCGUCACAGAUGUUCCGGAAGGGAGCAUAUGAUUGGUGGAAGCGCAUUGACCAGGAUCCACACACGCCCAAGCCAUGGACCUGGGAUCGCUUUGAUAGAGCCUUCACGAAGGAGUACGUCCCCACCCGGUACCGCGAGGAGAGGCGCGAUGAGUUCGUUGCGCUUAAGCAGGAGGGGAUGUCACUGCCUGAACUGAGACAGAGGUUCGACUACUUGUCCCAGUACGCGACGAGUCUGGUCUCCACUCCGGAGGAUCGUUUGAAUGAGUUCGUCAAGAAGCUACGGCCGGACUUGAGGCCUUACGCCGCACUGAUCACGACGACAGAUUUUAAUGCGGCGUACGAUUUGAUUGUGAAGACGGAAAAGAGCUUGGAUGAUUUGCAGGCAACCAAGAAGGAGGAUCGAGCGACGAAAGACCCGCGACCCGCGGCCAGCACCGGGCCGAGCGGGAAGAGUUUUGGAUUCGGGGGAAAGAGGUACGAGAAGGGUUCUUCGAGUGUGACGGAGCUAAAAUAUAGCGGUAAGUCAAUAAAAUUAUCCGAGACUAACUCGGAUAAUUUUCUGGAACGCCACCGCUAUGAGGGGAAGCUUCUGGAACGGCGAAGAUUCGGGAACGUCGACAGGCGGUCAAGCAGGCGGCCGCCUGCUUGACCGCCGGAGCCAACUCUGACUGCCUGCGCUUGAGUUCACCGCCAGAGCCAACUCUCGUCGUUUGCCAAUGUUCGGCAGGCGGACUG